GAAAAGACUAGGCGGUCUAUUCAAAACGGAAGAGCUCUGUUGUUCCUGACAUGGAUUAUAACAAUAAAUACAUUCUUAUUGUAACGUAAUUAUACAUAAUAUAUGUAAUUAUUGAAACGUAAAAUUCUGCAUUUUUUAAAUUAUGUGUUUAAGUAAUCACUGGUCAGGUAUCAGGUACGACGAAUUAAAUAUGAUAUGCUAACUUGCUAGCUGAUAACCGGAAAUAAACUGUUGUGACUUUAGUAGAUAGUGGGGUUGCCAGAUUGUUCUUUGUUCCUGUGCAAGUGUUUUAAUCUGUUGAGAGGAUUUCAGUUUUUUUUUCUGAAAGUUAGAUUAAUCAUGUCCUUGUUAAACAGGUGAAUGGAGGUAUAGUAUGCUAUUAAUGUUCUAAAUGUUAUGUUGAAGUUUAAUUUCGAUAGUGAAAUUUAAUAUAUGUUUUGAAUUUGAGUGGUUGUGUUGGUAAUCUGGCAACCCUGGGAGCUACGCAAGUUAUUUAACUGUCAAGCCUGGUUUGGAUGGGCGGUACGUUCAAAACACUCUGAAACGUUGGCAUGGAUUUAGUAAACACAACUUUCAGAUCUGUCCUACAGGUCUAGCCCUUUUAAUAUUUGUUUACAACAGUCAGAGAUGAACCACGGAGAAAUGAUUUGCUAAGCUAGCAACCCGAGAUAAAGCAGUGAUACAGUGGAUUAACUACAUUUCAAGCUUACUGUAAGAGAUAACUGAUUAGAAUAAAAGUUGAUCAGAAUAAUACCGGAGCAUGAAACGAAAAAGUACAAACGCCAAAGUGAGUCGACUGAGUCCUAAUGAGGAGGCGCAACUGGUCCGAGAGGAGCUUCAGAGGAGAAGAAAACUGAGAUUACAGCAAGUCCGGGAACAAGAGCGCUACAUUGCGCUGCAGGUGCGGCGUGAAGUGCAGGAGAGGAAAGAGCGAGAGCUGCAGAGUCUUGCCACAGCGCUCCAGGAUGAGUGGCAAAAGCAGAGGAGAGAGAGAAUACAAGUCCUGGAGAAAAUCUACAAGGAGAACCUCAGAGAUGUGGGUCAGAGCCACCGUGAUGCCACACUAAAUGAACCAAAUUGGGAAGCUCUGGCUCUGAAAAAGGAACAGAAUGACAUGAGAGCAGCAGAGAGGCACCAGAAGGCUCUUCGAAGCCUCAUUACCCAAAGACAGGCUGAAGCAGAGCAGCGGAAUCGACAUGUGGAAGCACGGAAGAAGGCUCUGAUGGUGGAGAAGGAGAGGGCAGCAAAAAUCGCCAGCCUUCCUCACGCUGCCCCUGACCCUAUAGAGAGUGUUGCCAUUCAGACUCCAUUACAACCCAAGAUGUCCAUUGUGGAACAUUACUCUAUCACACACUACCACAUCCCAGAGACAGCAGUGGACAGAGAAACAGAUACAGUGCAGCCAGAUGCUCAGGAGGCAGCAGCGUUGGAGGCUCGGCGGUUGGAGGAGCUGGAGAAGCAUGAAGCCCGUGAUAGACAAGAGCAACUUGAGAGGGCACGAGUUAGAGGAGAGCAUGCUCUUCGUAAGGAAAAAGGCAUACAGAACAAUGCAAGGUUGCUGUGUGAGUUGGAGUGGCUGCAGCAAGCUGAGCUGCAGCGGCGCAGGCACGUGGUGAAUAGCAUGCCAGCGCAAAUUUUCCAACCGCUCUACAGACAUGAUGAUCUGAGAGCCGAGCAGCAGCAAGACCUGGAAAUUGCCUUUCAGGACUUGUGUACUGAAGAUAAAGAGAUCAGAGAUGAGUUGGUACUUCAGUUUGUGUCGGAGCCACUUUCUCCUCCUGUUCCAUCUGCUAAAACCGACAGUAGUCCUGAAUGUGACCUGGACCUGGAUGUGACCCUUGAACCCAAGGAGACACCAUGUGAAGAGGAACAGAAGGAAUCCGGGGUGGAGCCUGUUGCUUCUCAAAGCCAGUCUAUGAGGCUCUCAGUGCCUGCAGAGGGUACAGGUAGGAUGGCUCUGAAGAGGCUGCUGGAUCGUGUCAGGACUCAGAGGGAUCAGUGGAGCAGGAAGGACCCUGCAGAAGGGCAAGGAAGGGUCAGAGUGGAGCACACCAGCGAUGAACAUGGAUCACUGAGCAAUGUGGAAUGGCAGCAGGCUUCUAGUCUGGAAGAAGGCACAGUUGAGACAUCACUGGCAGAAAAUAAUUCCAAGUUAAGUGAAGACUCCAUUGUGGUUGGACCUAUGCUGGAGCCUGACGAGCAGACCACAGAAAUGGACAGGAGAGUGAGGGAAGAGGAGCUGAAGAGGCAGCAACAAGAACAGUUUGCCCUGUUACAGGAGCUGGAGGAGAAACGGCAGAGUCUGGAGUUUCAGCUAGAGGAGGCACAACUGUGCAGGCAGAGGCUGCAGGGUGCUUUACACAUGUCAUCUGGGAUGUCUGUACAGGAAACACCACCACCACAGGAAAUGGUUUCUGAACCUUCACCUGAUGUGGGAUUUAGGCUGGAGUUUAAGGUGAAAGAGUCUGCCCCUCUGUUAGACAGUUUGCACAUACAGAGACUCCAGCAGUAUCAGCAAAGACUUCUGAAGCAGAACCGACUUCAUAAGAAGACUAUUGAUGACGCUUGUCAGAGUCUUGAGGAAUACAAGCAAACUUUGAAGAUGCGCUAUGCUCCGGUUACCAUGACAGCAACACAAACACCACCACCUUCAUGUAAUGAGGAAACCAUUUGCUCUUUUCCUUCUUUGCCUCAUCGGACACUCCCGACUACCACCACACACCUUUUAAACACUGACACUGGAUCUCCUAUCUCUCACCAGACACCAGUAGUGAAUGUAAAGCAAAGCCACAACAAUAAUGUCCUUGCAGACCCAACACUACUCAUUCAGCCUCCUCUACCUAGUCCGAGUCCUACCUUAACCACAUACCCAGAUACCCAUGUAAUGGCACAAACUAUCUCCACGCCCAUCACUAUCUCUCACUCGGUGCAUGAGGAUGGAUUGGCGUUGAUUCCACAAUCAGCAGCCAGCUCCUUAGUAGACAAGAGGCCUACAGAUGGUGCUUCAGAGCUUCAAGAAGUUCCUUUGCUCCCCCCUGCUGUGUUUCUGGAAUAUCUGCGAAGCAGGUGUUCUCAGUCACCGCCCACGCAUCUCACUCUGAUCUCUCAGCACGUCUCAAAAGAUCCUGGGGUUGUCCUGCAGGAAGAAGUCGAGAACAGUAACCUGUAUUGGGAUGCAGAAAUGGAGAAAAAUCAGCAGGUCAGAGAUCAGAUACAAAAACAAAGAGAUGCCCUCCAUGCAUUACUCAGAGCACAGCAUGCAAAGGAGCAGUCAAUCCCACUGGGAAUGCAUGAGAGUGCUGUUAUAGAUGCUCCUGUGAAGGCUGAUGAGAAGCGCAAUGAACCUCUCCCGGUCUCUACAACACCGAGACAGAGCCAUGCCCACACCCAACAAACUCCUGUGUUUGAGUCCAGUGAACAUUCUCUGUGUGAGUCAACGAGUGGCGUACAAGUAAAUCCUCCAGUCUCUUGCCCACCAAGGACACUCCAGGUUCUCCUGCGUGACUUUGAGCAGCACAAACUCAGCACUAUUGAGGAAGUGGACACUCCAGUUAACGUUACCAUGGAUACAGCUGCUGAGGUGUGUAUGGACAGCUCAUCAGCAGAGAGCUCAGAUUGCGCUCACUCCUGCAGUCUCUCUCUGACUCCACCCACCAUGGGCUCAGGGAGCACUCAGGGGCUGAGCUUAGACUUGGAGGUCAUAAGGUCAGAGGACAGCACAUGCAGACCCAGCAAACUGUCAUGGAGAGAGAUGCUGCAGCUGGAAUCAGCAGCUUCACGUGCAGGUACAGACUCUACAGAGCAGCAGCAGGUAGAGGAGGUGGAGCUGGUCUUACCACCUGACGGAGCCUCUGGUGCACCAGAUUUCCUCUCUUCCACCACCCUUUCAACAGGCAGCUACUUCUCUAGUGAACAGGAUCCCAACUUCAAUGUUACAGAUUCUUCUUUGUUCAGUAAUGAAUGUCCUGGAAGGUCUGGAACCUCUCUCAUCUGCUCCAGCAGCUUGUGUGCUUUAAAUUUUCCCAAGACAACAAACUCCUCACAUUGCAGUAACAGUCUGCAGAACAUCAUCGAUAAAUACACUAAAGAGCUGGACAAGUCCCUCAGAUCAGUCCAUACAGGAGGCAGAGUCUCUGUAGUAACUGCUCAGGAAAGUGGGAACACCGGUUUAAGCUUCUGUGCAGAGCAGAACACUGAUGCUGGAACACUCACAGCACCACAACUACCAACGCUUGCUUUACAGUGCAACCUGGAGGACAGCAAUUCCCUUAAUACCACUAUGCAGGAUACCUUUCAGCCUCUUUCUCCUGAGAUCACAAACACUGACAUGACAGAAUAUAGCACAACUCUCCAACUUCCACUAAAUCCCCCUGUGGAGGACUCCAACUCUAAUACAGACACAACUGCCUCUGAUUGGCUUGAUUGUGGCCUUCCACAACACAGCUCCAGUACAGAUGAGCAGUCAUCAUCUGCGUCUGCAGGCUUUCCUCAGUGGGAAUUGACACUGGGAAAUGACAGCAAAUUAAGGAAUCUAGAAGACUCUGUCUCACAUGAAGUAGAAGUGUCCAGACUGCAGAAUGUUGGUGAGGCGAUGAUCAGCACACUUCCACAACGAAGCUUUGACAAGACAGAGAUGUCCCAAUCUACUGAUGGGUCAUGCAGUCAGUUGGAGGAAGUGAAGCACAGGAGGGAGCUACACAGCUGCCAACAUGCUAAUGCUAAGAGCCGAGAAAAAGUAAGAGAGUUCAGAAUGAAAACCUUGGAGAAACUAAGGGCUAAAUAAAUAUGAUCCUUAUUGCUGUAUAUUUUGUUUGAUAAACAUUUUAAACGUAUCUUUGUGCUUUGUUUUGUGGAAACUUUCUUUCUUUUUUGUAAUUAUGUACUUUUAACUUGUAUAUUAAAAGACUUUCCAAAAUUGUG
Neoarius graeffei (lesser salmon catfish) is the source of this 4920-nucleotide messenger RNA. RefSeq names its product centrosomal protein 295 (gene cep295). The record is from RefSeq and is a predicted model, not a curated record. Bases 761 to 4783 code for a protein of 1340 amino acids. Gene Ontology annotation, biological process: regulation of centriole replication. The transcript is spliced from 25 exons. Gene Ontology annotation, cellular component: centrosome; cytosol; centriole. Lineage: Eukaryota; Metazoa; Chordata; Actinopteri; Siluriformes; Ariidae.